Molecule: messenger RNA, 1349 nt
Organism: Spea bombifrons (plains spadefoot toad)
Lineage: Eukaryota; Metazoa; Chordata; Amphibia; Anura; Pelobatidae
Gene: NECAB3
Product: N-terminal EF-hand calcium binding protein 3
Exons: 13
Coding region: 53-1126 (357 amino acids)
Biological process (GO): regulation of amyloid precursor protein biosynthetic process
Cellular component (GO): cytoplasm; endoplasmic reticulum; Golgi cis cisterna
Molecular function (GO): calcium ion binding
Source: RefSeq, a predicted model, not a curated record
CACUGCACCUAUUUGCCCUCUGAGAUUCUGUACCCCGAUCUCCACCUUCACAAUGAUGUCUUGUGCCGAGCUGAUUACGAUGUGUCUCCUGUCCGCUAAACAUUCGCCAGGGGUCAGAGAAAGCAUCGCUCCUCAUCAACUAUCAAACCAAGACCUGUCUAUUUUCCAGGACAUUUUUCGGAGAGCAGACAAGAAUGAUGACGGAAAACUGUCUUUUGAAGAAUUCCAGAGUUAUUUCUCAGAUGGAGUCCUGAAUCAAGAUGAGCUGAAGAAUAUGUUCGCUAGAAUAGACAGUCAGCAGACUAAUAACAUGGACACAGGGCGGCUAUGUGAUUACUUUUCCGAAUACCUGGGGGAGUACAGGAACGUCCUCUCGGCCUUGGAGAAUUUAAAUACUACUAUAUUAACUGCUAUGGACAAAACGAAGCUGGAUUAUGAGAAUUCUUCCCAGAUAGAACAGUUUGUGACACGGUUCCUCAUUCGGGAGACAAUGAACCAGCUCCAUUCCCUCCAAAACUCUCUAGAAUCUGCUUUGGAAACAAUUGAGGGUCAAGAUGGCCAAGAAAGACAGGGUGUAAGGAAGGCAGAGCCCCAGCGGGUUGGCCGUAGGUGCAACCGCAGGAAUCAGAAAUCUCUCUGUCUUUCUCCAACGGAUCCUUAUUCUGGAAUCCUCACCACAGGUCUGCCUGUAGAUUGUGAUAGCCAGUGGUCUGCGCAGAUCAACCGCCUGCAACAGCUCAUUGACAAGCUGGAGUACACGAGUCCUCGUCUGGAACCACUGAAAGAAGAGGUGGAUCUUGAUGUUGCAGAGAAAAAUAUCCUGGUGGCACAGAGACAGAUGGCAGUGAAUGAAAAUUACCUGGACCAGUUCAAGCAGUCUCUGAGGCGCUACAUGGAAUUAACCACGAGCCAGAGCCGCUGCUUACACAUUUCUGCUCAGAGACUUAGACCCGAGUCAAGCUUUGUCCUCUACGAGAUAUGGGAAGACCAGGAGUCGUGGAACAGCCAUCUACAAUCUGUCCAGAGCAAAACCUUCCAAAGAGUGAUUAUCGAUUAUCUGGAGAGUCCAGAACAGACCAGGACGAUGCUGUUUCCAGCUUGCUGGUGGAAUCUGAGCCAUAUCUAACGAACGUUUCACGGCAGCAGAAGUCUGUAAUAUCCCCGAAUGUUUGCAUGAAAUCAUUUCCUUUGCUGGAUUUCCCGAUACUACCUCUUUAACCUCUGAACGCUUCCCAACCCUUAAUCCCCAACCACCCUUUCUAACACGGGAUGAAUUGACAAGCUCUGUAUUCCACAAAAUCAUGGAAAACGUCAUUUCAAAAUAAAAAAAAAAUAAAAAAAUAAAAAAA